AUGCCUAAUAGCUUCGCCAGUAUCUUCCAAGAGGCAGCAUACGCAUUUAUUAAACGCGAGGAUGCAAGAGAGGCUCAUAGUAAGGCCGAGGCUGAUCGUAACAAAGUAGCUGAAUAUUUCAACGCGUUUCCAGUAAUGCGCGAUAGAUACGAGGGGCGUUUAGAGAAUACACGAAAGGAGCUUGCGCGAGCCAAUAGGGGUUUGGAGAUCAAAUCCAGGCCUUUGGAGACUAUAUGCCUUGAGUUUGCGAGGGAGAAUUGCGCAAAAAAGGAACUAGAACCGAUGGUACCAUUUCUUCGACAACUCAGGCACGAGUUUGGGACCUCCGAUUCCCUUGCACAAUUCCUAAAAUCAUCCCUAUCACCUUCCACAAAUCUAUCGCAGCCUCAACAAUCAGCUGCCAAGCCUGAUGAGUUGCAGAGGCUCAGUAGUGAGUUGGCAAACUUAAAGAAGCAGCAGGACGAUGAGGCGAAACUCCGCCGAGAGCUCUCUGGAGACUUCCGUGAAUACAAAGAUAACUCAAGCAAGCGUCUCAAGACUUGUGAAGACAAAUUGGAGGAUGUUGAAACUUCUCAACGAGACCUACGGAGUGAGCUCGACCAAACAAAGGAAGAGAUGCGUAGGGUUGUCGAUGAUAUUAGAGGGGUUCAACAGUCCUUAGCUCAGCUUCAAGAAAGCAGUACUAAGAACACCCAGAACUCCGUGCCUACUGCCACUGGAGCCAACCUGAGUUCGGAUGUUGCAGAGAUCAAAAGGGUUGCACAGGAAACCGUUUUAACACUCGUGAGCCGUUGCGAAAAUCUGCAGGAAAAAUAUCUGCAAUUUGAGACGAGAGUGAAGGAACUGGAGUUGAAAAUUGAUAGUAUCGACGCCAGCCCUGUAUCUUCUGACGCUAUUGCCCGACUCGAGAAGCAGUUGAAAAUCCAAGAUGAAACCAUCGACAGUAUUAGACAGAGUGCGGAAAACGAUACUGAAAUUAUGAUGGAACAAUUCACAACUAUUGAUGCCAGCAUUCAGGAAAACAAAUUUCAAACCUCUCAGCUCUCGGCGGACUUGGAAGAGCAAAAGGCAGUAAUUAGGAAUGGGAUGGGUCAGGAUAAGAAUGCUUCGGAAGUCCAGGCAAUCCUCGGCGAGCAUAGGACGAAUAUCAAUACCCUGAAAGCGGAGCUCCAAAAUCUCAUAACCAGGCAGCAUGAUUAUGCCUCCAAACUUCAUGACUUGGACAGAAAUUUUUCAACUAUCACGCCCAAACUUUCGAAGGAAAUCGAAGCCACUCAGACAAAGUUGGCAAAAUGGGAGAAUAGCUUGGACGGUUGUCUUACUGCUGUCGCACACUUGGAUCAGAAAAUGUCUGCGUUUACAACCAAGGAUUUCUACGAAAGAGUUGUUUCAUCUCUUGUUGCCAUCAAUCCGUUGCUGUUCAACACUACCGGCCAGCUUCAACAUAUGCUUAACGAGAACAAGAAGGUUUCCACCACUGUUCAAAGGUUAUUGGUAGAACAUCAACAAAAUCAAGCAAGUGAACCUACCCAGCAGCAACAACAGUACCAGCCCCGGCAAGGGGCUCCAGAUCCAUCCUCAACCAACACCGAAGCCGCAAACGGGACUGCUAAACCUGGGGAAGCUGUGCCAUCCGAGGGACCUGGGUCUUUAUCUCAAGCCCUAAAGGAUAUAGAGUCCCACACCCGGGCCCUUGAGGAACUCACUAGGCGCGUGGAUCAGCACAUUGAAACCUACAACGGCAAGAUGAGCGACAUUCGCGAGUGGACUAUCAUUGCAACCAAGAAGCUCCAGGAGAAUUCGGAUACAUGCGGUGAUAUGGCGAGGGAGGUCAACCUGAUACAAGCUUUUCUCAAUUCAGCCAAUGAAAGCGCACCCCCCGCCGGCUCUGGACAGAACCAAUCUCAGUGGCGCGCCGUGAGUGCCUCCACGGCACCGCGUAACCCUGGCCUCGAAUCUGAUGUGCAGUCUGAAUAAGAGGAUACUGGAGAUGAAAGCUCUUAAUACAGUGUCUUAUCUUCCUCUAACAGAUCCGUAUUCUGCUUCUUGACGAAUGGGGGGAAAAAGGAGAGGGGAUAUUGCUUUUCUUAGUCUAGUCUUUCUUCUUCCCUUUCUUGUUUUUCCUUGUUUUUCUUACCUCGCUUCUUUCCUAUGCUUCUCUACCCCGCAAUACCUUACAAAAGUUUCCGCCUCAUCUCGUUUUCCCUCUAUAAGCUCUUCGGGAUCCUUUUAAACGCAAACUAUACACAAUCCAUGAUAGCGACGUUAUACCGUCAACUUCCUCCUCAUUGUCGCUUACCUUUUGCUCAUUUAUUCUUCCCCCUCUUCCCUUUCCCUACGCUUUUCCAAGCGUUCCAAGAUAUACCUGUAUUAAUUUCUUUUACACCGAUUCACUCCUUCCCCACUUCCCACUUUCACAAUUGGCAUAACUCUCUGUUCUUGUAGGUACCAUAGCUCGCUCCUUCUUGCAACAUCUUUUACUAAAAAAAAAAAGCUACCAAUCAAGAGUGACCAGCACUUCCAUUUUCUCCCCAUUUUCUCUUUUCCUUUCACACUGUCAAGUUUUGUUUUUCCGGUUUCUACUCUAUUCGAUUGGAUAGGAUGGGGGUUUGGGGGCGUUUGUUCACUUUGCUUUGUUUUUGCGUGGGUUAGGUUGGUUUUUUUUCUUCACAAAUAUUUCGUUCAGUAUGAUACAAUACGUUUUUUCGCGAGUUUGCUAGGGUAUGGUUGGGAAAGUACUCGUACGAAGUAUAAUGUUCUGAGCCCUGAAAAGGGUGUUUUAUACCACACAGAAAGGUGGCGUAGGAGACAAUGUGAGAAGCGGGUUUGCUCUCGAUUCCUUGCUCCUAUAUUUGUUGGGUGGAGCACUCUACACCGCAGGUAUCAUAGUACGAGUAGGUUAAGUAUGAUCGAUACGGGUAUAUCUGCGAAUCGAGGAUAUCGUG
This is a messenger RNA of Tuber melanosporum (Perigord truffle), 2945 nucleotides long. RefSeq lists its product as uncharacterized. Bases 1 to 1977 code for a protein of 658 amino acids. The transcript has 3 exons. Lineage: Eukaryota; Fungi; Ascomycota; Pezizomycetes; Pezizales; Tuberaceae. The record is from RefSeq and is a predicted model, not a curated record.